Messenger RNA from Rhineura floridana, 8212 nucleotides. It is a transcript of the gene PLCH2, whose product is annotated as phospholipase C eta 2. The record is from RefSeq and is a predicted model, not a curated record. Bases 950 to 5593 code for a protein of 1547 amino acids. Gene Ontology annotation, molecular function: calcium ion binding; phosphatidylinositol-4,5-bisphosphate phospholipase C activity. Gene Ontology annotation, biological process: lipid metabolic process; phosphatidylinositol-mediated signaling. Lineage: Eukaryota; Metazoa; Chordata; Lepidosauria; Squamata; Rhineuridae. The transcript is spliced from 23 exons.
UUAUCAUCACCGUCCUGUCGGUGGUGCGCAAGGAGGACAGCAUUCAAACACGGCCAUAAACAGUUUUCUUUCAGCUACCAACCUGAAGAACAAGUUCUUUUUUGUUUAAAAAAAGAGAGAGAGAGAGCGUGAGGUCCACCUAAGGUCGGUAAACUCCCUUUGCUUGCCUUUGGCCUCUUCCGUCUGAACUUGUUACCUUGGAGCUGAGCUGUUGGAACAAGGACGAUAAAAAGUUGCUUUGUAAUCUCUGGGCCCUCAUUAUGUAAAUUAUACAUGGGAGGAGCGUUUCCUUUUUUUUUUUUUUUGGUGAAAAUUUCUACAUGGGAGAAACCGUGUAUGAACAAGAGACAGAGAGACUCUGAAAGAGCAAAGACCGAGUGAAGCCAGGAGGCGUCUUCAUAUUUGAACCCUCAGUAAACAAACACACUAUGCAAAGACCCCUGGAUUGGAAGACAGUGUGACUUCUUGUGACUGCCUAUUCAUGAUUCUUUGCCCUCUUAAGCCGGAGAUCGUGGCAGAGAAUAGGACUGAGGUGAGACUCGAGCUCUUGGGAUCCUCGAAUGCAGAUCCUUGAAGUUUUUAUCCAGCUGUUGGGAGUCAACCUUCCACUGAGCUUCCAGAGAACCUAUUGCUCAGGGGUAGAACACAUGCUUUGGCAUGCAGAAGGUUCCAGGUUCAGCCCCUGACAUUGCCAAUUAAAAGGCUCUUGUGUGACAGGGCUGGGACAUAUCAGACUAGACAAUACUGAGCUUCAAUGGACCAAUGACCCGACUUGGCAUGAAGCAGCUUCAUAAAAUCAAUUCCACCGGAUUAUGUUGCUGCUAGAACUUAUUUUUCCCUUCUGUGGAGUUCUGUGGUGUUUUCUCCUGCCAACUGCACACGCGUACACUUCUCGAACAGGUCGAGAGAGACAAGGUCCUCGGUUUUGGUUCCUGCAAAUCUAGAAGCCAUGCUAGCUGAUUUGGGGCAACCAGAAGGUUCUUCGUCAGGAAGUGUCCACUGCCAGCAUUUCCUUUCCGCAAACGUCAUUGCAGCAGUGGAAAAAUGCAUGAGUUCCAUGCAAGCCGGUACUCAGAUGAUCAAACUCCGAGGCAGUUCCAAAGGUCUUGUUCGCUUCUACUACCUGGACGAGCACAAGUCAUGCAUCCGCUGGAGACCCUCGCGAAAGAACGAAAAAGCCAAAAUCUCCAUCGAUUCGAUCCAGGAGGUAUGUGAAGGGAAACAGUCGGAGAUUUUCCAGCGCUACGCAGAUGGCAGCUUUGACCCCAACUGCUGCUUCAGCAUCUACUAUGGGGACCACAUGGAGUCUCUUGACUUGGUGUCAUCCAGCGGGGAGGAAGCGCGGACGUGGAUCACCGGCCUCAAGUACCUGAUGGCCGGGAUUAGCGAUGAGGACAGCCUGUCGAAACGGCAGAGGACUCGAGACCAGUGGUUGAAGCAAACCUUCGACGAAGCAGAUAAAAAUGGCGACGGCAGCCUGAGCAUUAACGAGGUGCUGCAGCUCAUGCACAAACUGAACGUCAACCUGCCCCGGCAGAAAGUCAAGCAGAUGUUCAAGGAGGCAGAUACGGAUGACAACCAAGGGACUCUGGACUUUGAAGAGUUCUGUGCCUUCUAUAAGAUGAUGUCGACCCGACGGGACCUCUAUCUCCUCAUGCUCACAUACAGCAACCACAAGGACUAUUUGGAUGCGGAUGACCUGAAACGCUUCCUUGACACUGAACAAAAGAUGAUUAAUGUGACCAAGGAUCAUUGCCUGGAGAUUAUCAAUCAUUUUGAACCAUGUCCAGAGAACAAGGAACAAGGGGCUCUCGGAAUUGACGGGUUCACCAACUAUAUGCGCAGCCCAGCCGGGGAUAUUUUCAACCCAGAGCACUACCAAGUCAACCAAGACAUGACUUACCCUCUGAGUCACUACUUCAUCACCUCUUCUCAUAACACCUACCUCAUGGGGGACCAGCUGAUGUCUCAAUCCAGAGUUGACAUGUACGCUUGGGUGCUGCAGUCUGGAUGCCGUUGCGUGGAAGUUGACUGUUGGGACGGGCCCGAGGGUGAGCCGAUUGUCCACCAUGGCUACACCCUGACCUCCAAGAUCCUUUUCAAAGAUGUGAUUGAGACCAUCAACAAGUACGCCUUCAUCAAGAGCGAGUACCCUGUCAUUUUGUCAGUUGAGAACCAUUGUAGUGUUGCCCAGCAGAAGAAAAUGGCCCAGUACCUUACUGAAAUCCUGGGGGACAAACUGGACCUCUCUUCAGUGAGCAAUGAAGAUCCCACAAAACUGCCUUCUCCAGAGAGUCUAAAAGGGAAAAUAUUAGUCAAGGGGAAGAAACUUCCAGCUAACAUUAGCGAGGAUGUGGAGGAAGGAGAAGUGUCUGAUGAGGACAGCGCCGAUGAGAUUGAUGACGACUGUAAACUAAUGAAUGGAGAUGCAUCAUCCAAUCGGAAGCGAGUCGAGAACAUUGCAAAGAAGAAGCUGGACUCUCUGAUCAAGGAAUCCAAAAUCCGCGACUGUGAAGACCCAAAUAAUUUCACAGUUACUACCCUGGCGCCCCCUGGGAAACUCAUUAACAAGCAUGAUUUCAAAAAGAGCAAACAUGAGGAGGAGGUGGAAUCUGGGGAAGACGCUGUCAUCAACAAACGGCACAACCGAUCGCUGAUGGGAAGCUUUUCCAAGCGCAAGAAAAAAGGCAGCAAACUCAAAAGGGCAUCGAGUCUGGAAGAAGGUGAGGAUGACCUUGACAGUCAAGGGAACUUAGCCAGAGGCUCAGUACAUUACAGCAGAACAAAUCGACAGAAGAAAACCAUGAAAUUAUCCCGAGCGCUCUCAGACCUGGUGAAAUACACAAAAUCUGUUGGGAUCCAUGACGUAGAAUCUGAAAUCUCUUCCAGUUGGCAAGUUUCAUCUUUCAGCGAGACGAAAGCUCACCAGAUCCUCCAGCAAAAACCAGCCCAGUACCUGCGCUUCAACCAGCACCAGCUGUCCCGAAUCUACCCUUCCUCCUACCGUGUGGACUCCAGUAACUACAACCCUCAGCCCUUCUGGAAUGCUGGAUGCCAAUUGGUUGCGUUAAACUACCAGUCAGAGGGGAGGAUGCUUCAGCUGAACCGUGCCAAGUUCAGCGCCAACGGGAAUUGUGGCUACGUCCUCAAACCGAAGUGUAUGUGUCAAGGGAUCUUCAACCCAAACUCCGAAGAUCCGCUGCUUGGCCAGAUGAAGAAGCAGCUCGUAUUAAGAGUAAUCAGUGGACAACAGCUUCCCAAGCCCCGGGAUUCCAUGCUUGGAGACAGAGGAGAGAUUAUAGAUCCCUUUGUGGAAGUGGAAAUAAUUGGAUUGCCUGUGGACUGCUGUAAAGAGCAGACAAGAGUCGUUGAUGACAAUGGCUUCAAUCCAAUGUGGGAAGAAACCCUGGUCUUCCCCAUUUGCAUGCCAGAGAUUGCCCUGGUUCGGUUCCUGGUGUGGGAUCAUGACCCGAUUGGGAGGGAUUUUAUCGGACAGAGGACGAUAGCGUUUACAAGCAUGAUGCCAGGCUAUCGACACGUCUACCUGGAAGGCAUGGAGGAAGCGUCCGUCUUUGUUCAUGUAGCUAUCAAUGAGAUAUGUGGUAAGGUCAAGCAAGCACUGGGCUUAAAAGGCCUGUUUCUCAGAAAUCCAAAGCAGGCGUCUCUAGACAGUCAUGCUGUUGGGCAACUCAACCACAAACACUCCUUUAGCAGUCACAUUUUACGGCGGACGGCCAGCGCGCCCACCAAGACCCAGAAGAGGACCAAAAAGGGCUUUCCUGAGAUUGCAAUCGACACCAAAGACAACAGAUCCAAAGGGGCCGGCGAGGGCCGCGAGCUCGACGACUCUUCCCUUCCUCGUUUUGACCAAGAGCCCGAAUGCGCGUCCCCAGCGCCUUCUCUUAGAGAUGGUGUCAACAGGGCAGCUCCAGGCAAGGGGUUGAAAGAUGCCCGCCAAUUCUCAAUGCAGAGGUCAGUCAGUUCAUUGUGUAGCCUGGAGACCAUCAACGAAGAGCCGUUUGUUGCCAACGAGAGCCAGCCCACUGCUCCUUGCUUUCCUCUGCCCAGCACGCCUGCCAGCGAUCCCAGUGAAGGGUCUGUGGCUGGCAAUCCCCAUGAAGCCGGAUCAGAAGGGGGCGAUCUGUCAGAUCAGCUUGAGAGAACUCUUCAGCGCUCAGUGUUAGUUUUGGAGGGCCAAACGUUCCCUGCUCCCAACCCAACCAUCCCACGUAUUCUGGGACUUGACGAUGCUAGGAAAAACGCGAAAGAAGGGGGCGGCUGGAAAAGGGCACAUGACAGCAGAGAUCAAAUGCAGGACAAUGCAGCAUCGGCCAACCUCUGGGCGACUUCUGUCGGAGAUUGCCCGAACCCAAAAGAGGGCAUGGUUCAAGAAUGGAUAAACGUUGAGCGAAUGAAAGAAAAGGGCAGCAACGCAGCUAGGCAACUGCAACAGAACACCCCGCCAACUUCACUCCAAGAAUCUACCUGCGUCACUCAAGCUGCGACAGUCCCCCUUCUGCCUCACGUCGUCGUGAGGAGGUUGAAAAGCAAAGGGUGCAACCUUUGCAACUGCUCGGCACUGACGAGGUCUCCUGGUGGCUUCUCCCCAACAGCCGAAGUGUACUCUGAUGCCACGGUUAAUGACCGUAUCUGGAGCAAGCUGGAUCCCAGCAGUCACAGGGACAGCAUGUCUUCCUCUUCUAGCAUGUCCUCCAACGAUACGGUCAUCGACCUCUCCUUGCCCAACCUCACUGGGAAAAGCCUUCCAGACCUUGGCAUCCAGCACGAGAACUUCAAAGUCAUCCCCGAGAGAAGAGGAGCGUGCCCGUGGUCGGCUAGUGCUGCUUCUGGGCACGAGAUGCCCAUGGUGACCAAGAGCAAAUCCAACCCCAACUUGAGGUCAAGCCAACCCACGGAGGAUGAGCUAUGCCCGAGACCAUUAGCCAAAGGCCUCGGGCUAGGAUCAUCUUUGCCCAUACCCAGAAGACACACGUGGAGCCGGUUGUACAUAGAAAGCCUCAAGCAGUCCUGCCUCAAGUCAGAAGAGCAGAAGAAAGAGACUCCUGAGGCCAAAUCGAAAAGCCUGGGUGACCUGACCUCGGAUGACAUCACGUCUGUCUUUGAGAGCAAGUACCGCAGCAUCAGCCGGAGCUUCAUCACCCGGUCAACGAGGCAGCAGCGGCACUGCGCAGCGCCCAGGUCCUCAGCUAAGCCCCUGGAUGAGCUCACGGAACGCUUGAAGAAGCUGACCACCUUCCGGCAGGAGAAUGACAUCACUUCCCCUACCAGCCUCGAGCCAAUGGAGCCUGAAGAGGAAGGGGCGGGCCUCCUCCGAAGGUCCUCAUCCAGGAGCCAGAGUCGGGUGAGGUACAUUGCUAACCGGGCCAAGCAGGCCCAAGAGAGGCAGCGGCUGAAGAGCUUAGCUCUGAGCAAGGGGAGCCCCGUUGAGGAGAGAGGGAUCCCCGAAGGCGCCUGCUGCUUUGCAAGAGGGGCCUGCAUGGACUCGGCUUCCCCCAAUCUGUUUACAUCCCAACUCAAGACCCAAACUGAUUUGAACCAUGACACUGAAGUCGUCUGUAUGUUCAAACUCUAACGCUGGGAAGGGCUGAACAAGGUUGAUGUUUACAUUCCUGUAAGAGCAAAACCAACACACAAAAACAGAACACCCUUUUUUUAAAAAAAAUAAAAGUGAAACACACAUGAUGCAGAAUGCCCUCAUUGGAGGAAAGCACUUCUCCUCUUCCUUCUUCCCCUCCCAGCCUCCAAAGGACUAUAUAUGUGUAAUCAUCCUAAUAAUACUACUAACAAUAAUGCAAUUUGUAGCAUGCAACAUGGGGAAUGGGCAACCGGGAUGUUCCUGAGAGAUGCUAAGGAGACCCCACCCCCAAUCCUCCCUGGGAAGCAUGUCUUCAGGAUCUGCAUGACCAUUCUAUCUCCCUCUUGGUGACUCCUUGCCUUUUCUUUUUGUCGGACACCAAUCCUGGUCAGACGAGUGUCCUCGACCCAUGACUGAUUUGGAACUGCUGCCAGAUUCUGCUUUAACCUUCUCACUGAAGCAAGGGCGGGGGAACAUUUUUCAAACCUAGGGCUGCAUUCUCUUCAGGGCAACCUUCUGGGGGGGGCACAUGCCAGUGGUAGGCGGAGCCAUAGGCAAAAGGGGGCGGUACAGCAAAUCUGACCUUUGUACGGUAGGCUAGUUUCUGCUCGCAUACUCCUCUCUGGCCUCUGUCCAGAUGAGCUGGAACAAGGAUGUAGAGCAGCCAGGCGAAAAAGAUUUGGGGUGCGAAUCCCCUGAGAGUUGUGGCCUGGAGAUAGGAGGUGUGGCCCAAGGUGUGUUCCGAGGGCCACAAAGAGAGGCCUGGAGGGCCUCAUUUGGCCACCGAGCCUGAGGCUCCUCACCUUUGCGCUAUAGCCUGACUUCAGUUCUGGAAACCAAAGCAGCAUUCGGGAGGUGCAAAUGACCCCCAAGCUUGUUUGGCACUAAUUUUUCAUCGAGUUGAAAGACCUGUCCGCCCCCCACUAUGGCAGAACUGGGGGAAGUGUACUCACCGCAGGCAACACUGCCUCUUGUGUGUGAUCAUUAACCCUGGCUGGGACCUGGGCACAAUUGCCUGCCUGUCUCCAGCCUCCGUGAGAUAUAUCCUCACAUAGCCUUCCCUUCACUACAUCGCUUGGUCUGUGGGAGGUUAGGCCAAAAUGCAUGGGUGUGGAGCGCCCUCUCUCCGGUGGCGGCUAACCUAUUAGGGUGCAUGGGGCACUCCCCCAUCAAUCCUCAGUCUGCCCCCGGCCAGCCACGACCUGCCCUCCUUCUUAUUUAACUGGCUGUCAGCUGCCUCCUCCUUAGUCUCAAUGUUGCCCCUUGUAGAACUCAGCAGGGAGGCAGAUGGGGAUGGAACUAGAAUGAGUUGGCUCUGCCUCUCAACGGCUCUGGCGCCACCUACUGUCAGGCUCCCUGCUUUCCGCCCCACCAGUUCCAAUGAACACCAGCCACCACUGGAGCAGCGCCACUUCCUGAAGGCAGGCCGGUGGGGGUUGCCUGAGGGCAGGCUGAGGCUGGUGGGCAGUGCCCUAUUUGCUGCGAUGGGCCAACCUCCACUGGAGUACAGAUGGGUGAAUCUGUCUUUUUCCAGCCUCAGCCGCAUUUGCAUGUGUUCAGUCAUAAGUCUGUCCCACGUGAGCCUCUGAAUACAUUUUUUUCUAAAAAGAAAACACAUGGAAUUUUGCAUUUGAUUUAUUUUCUAAACAGAUGUACCCACAAUGUGCAUUUUUGACAUAUUUUGAUAUUUUUGUUUGCCGUUGUUUUUUUAAGUCACGAACUGCAUUAGAACAUUUGGGAAGUGCAGAAGCCAGUAGAUAACCAAGGUCCUCGCUGCACAUUAGUCCAGGAUAAAGGUGCAGAGAUCUAAUCCUUCUGGUAUCCCUGCCUUUGAGCUGUUAACACUAUGAGGACCAGAGCUCAGUGGCAGAGCCCCUGCUUUGCACGCAGUAGGCCCCAGGUUCAAUCCCCCGCAUCUCCAGGUUGGGCUGAAAAGAAUCCCUCACCGAAACUCUGGAGAGCCCCUGCCAGUCAGUGUAGACAGCACUGAGCUAGAUAAUAGUCUGGGUCCUUCCUAUUCUGUGGUGGUUGGUGAGGAUUUCACCACACUGAAAGUCUUCUGCAGGGAGCACUCGCCUCCGAAAAGUCCAACAAUUUUCUUUCAGUGUUUAUUUCUCAUUUUCACAACUUAUUUAGGGAAAGGGGUUUCGGCAGCCAAUCAUAAAACAGCAAAGAGAAUGUUUCUCAUUGCCUUUGCUUAGUUCUAUAAUCCCUGAAAAAUGUUAUUUCCCCCCCAGAAACAUUGACGACAACUAAUUAUUUUGCAAUACACACUUCUGGAAUGACCACUUUCUUUUUCUUUCUUUCUGUCUUUCUCUCCCGUUUUGCACUGCCAUGCAAAAUACAUUUUUAAAAAAUGUAUUUUAAAGAAAAUUAGACAACAUUCAGAGCUAAAGAGAAAAAACUUUAAAAAAAAACACCUUGUUUUAAUUCCCCCCUCCAUAAUUAUCAUUUUUUAUGAUGGAUGUACAUUUAAUUGGAGAAGAAAAAUAUAUUGGGGAAGAAUUUAUUGAGAUGCAUUUUUUUAAAAGGAAAACAUAUUUUAAUUUUCAGCCCUCAUUAUACAGGGCUAAAUGGGGGGGUGUAUUUUUUUUUUGUCAAGGGUUGUUUUUUGUU